Molecule: messenger RNA, 1326 nt
Organism: Ipomoea nil (Japanese morning glory)
Lineage: Eukaryota; Viridiplantae; Streptophyta; Magnoliopsida; Solanales; Convolvulaceae
Exons: 14
Coding region: 30-1121 (363 amino acids)
Cellular component (GO): late endosome; lysosomal membrane
Source: RefSeq, a predicted model, not a curated record
UAAAAACUGAGUGAGAAAAAACAAGGAGAAUGAAACUGAAUUACAGUGGCGUGAGGCGGGGCAAUUUGAGAUUCUACUCGGAGAAGAAGAGAAAAAUGUCAACUGAAAGGCAUAGUUCUGGGACCUUCGCAUCUCCUGAAGAAAAUACUCUAUUCCUUGACAUACUACACGAGGCACCUUUAUUUGGUCAUCGGAAGCCUACAAGGAUUGUUGGGAGCAUUCUCUACUGUUUUCUAUUGGCAGGUUUUGCUAGUUUGGCUGUUGGAGCUACUUGGAUAUUUCAUCCUAUAAAAGAAUUAGUUUCUCCCCUGCUGUGCAGUUUUAAUGUUAUCCUUCUGUUUACCACAGGCAUUUUUCAACAAUACCUAGUAUACCAAGUGAAAAAAAUCCGACUACAGGGCUACUACAUUUUCAGCCAGAAGUUGAAGCAUAUAAUCCGUUUACCAUUUGCCACGAUUGCUUAUGGAACUGCUGCAAUGCUGCUUGUCAUGGUUUGGAAACCACACAUUAGCUUUCUAUCCACGUCUACAAUACUCAGGAUCAUUUUAUUGGUCGAAGUUGUAUGUGCUAGUUCCUUCAUCAGUGCUUAUAUUGGUUAUGUCUAUCAGUACAAUUCACUUGAUUCUCAACCUGAUGUUCUAAAAUCACUUUAUUCUCCUCUUCAACCGUCUAGUUCUUUGGAAGGUUUGAGGUAUCAUGAUGGGGGUCGACUUUCUGAUCAGCAAAUGGCUCUAUUGCAAUAUCAACAAGAAAAUAUUCACUUUCUGAAUGAGGAGAUUCUUAGAUUGCAAGAAUGCUUAAGCAAAUAUGAAGGAUCUAAUGAUGGGAGUGCACCUCAGGUUGAUCUUGCUCAUCUAUUGGCAACUAGGGAUCAGGAGUUGCGUACAGUUUCAGCUGAGAUGAAUCAAAUGCAAUCUGAGCUAAUACUUGCUCGAUCUCUGAUUGCCGAGAAGGAUGCUGAGAUUCAACGUGUACGUAAUACGAACAAUCAGUAUGUGGAGGAAAAUGAAAGGCUUAGAGCUAUUUUGGGGGAAUGGAGUAGCCGGGCAGCCAAACUUGAGCGUGCAUUAGAGGCAGAAAGGAUGUCGAACUUCGAAUUGCAAAAGAAAGUUAGACUCUAAGAAGCCAAAGUCCAAACACGUGAAGGAAUGUAGCAAUCAUAGCUUGUGUUCAUACCAUCUUGAAUUCCAGUAAUGAUAUGUUGCUUUUGAUUCUUUGUAUUCUUUUCAUCUUCACACUUAUAUCGAACUAUGUUAUCUGAAAAGAUGAUCGUGAUCCCACUUCACUGUUGUAGAUCUUGUCUUCAACAUAAUGUCUUUACGAUUC